Notolabrus celidotus (New Zealand spotty) is the source of this 2502-nucleotide messenger RNA. Its product is annotated as palmitoyltransferase ZDHHC23-like. Gene Ontology annotation, biological process: protein targeting to membrane; peptidyl-L-cysteine S-palmitoylation. NCBI's taxonomy places the organism in Eukaryota, Metazoa, Chordata, Actinopteri, Labriformes, Labridae. The record is from RefSeq and is a predicted model, not a curated record. The transcript has 5 exons. Gene Ontology annotation, molecular function: protein-cysteine S-palmitoyltransferase activity. Gene Ontology annotation, cellular component: Golgi apparatus; endoplasmic reticulum. Bases 669 to 1916 code for a protein of 415 amino acids.
GAUCACUGCUCACUCUCACAUCUAUGAGUGCCUGUCAUUCUUCUCAUACACACUCUGGUCCACCUCAGCAUGGAUUGUAAGGGCUUUCGAACACCUCAACAUAGCCUGUCAGCUGUGAGGGAAGAGGAAUGAAAGGCUGGUGACUCUCUGGCUCCCUAAAAACACUCGAGGCAGCUCCUAUAUUUACCAAGCAUGCCUGAAUCAAAACUUCAAAUAGUGACUGGUAGAGGCUGCACAGCAGAUGUAGAAGUGGGCUAUGCUAGAGAACGACUCGUGAACUAUUUAAUGACAUGUGAGGAGGAUAGUCUUGGGAAAACUGAGCUGGCAGAUGCAAUUCAAUAUCAAACCACUUGUCAGCUGGAAUCCAAGUUGCCUUGUGUUGGGACUCUUCCACCGUGGGAAUCCAAGAAAUGAGAACCAUCUCCCUGCACUGAUAAGGUGUCAUCGCAGCUUCCCCAGAGCAGAGACAUGACAAUUUCCUUUUUCAACACAAAUGACUGAUGAGAACCGAGGGCUGCUUUUUCCAGGUUUCCUCAUUCAGUCAUUCAAAGAAGAAGCUUGGUGACAAGAGGUCAACUUCUUAAUAAUUUUCUCUUCAUCAGUUGCUCCAGUUCUAAUUUAAUGUUCAGCUUGGAGGAAGAAAAUCUGACCCCUCCGCUCACCUGUUGAUGCUUUGUUUUAUUUAUUUUUUUGGAGACAAAAGUCCUCUUAAGCCAGCCAUUAUGAAAUGGGAGAAGUUAAAGCCCCCUGAGCCCGAUGAUCCCAUGUGCUGCUGUGAGUGUGAUAUGGACCAGUGCGCAUGUUGCUGUGACUGUGAUGAUCUGGAUGAAGCCUUUAACAGGUGGCUGAAGGACAGACCAUCUAAAGGUGGAUGUCAUUCUCCUGUACUGGCAGCCGUGGCUGACAAGCUGGAGAUCUCCAUGAUCCCAGCCCUGGUGCUUCUCCCUUUACUGCUACGGGUGGCAGCACUGCACUACCUGCUGGGUAUCAUUAUCCUGACUGCUCUACCCGGCCUGGUGCUGUGGUACUACUACGCCACUCACAGAAAGAAGAGACGCACCCUCUUCUUCCUCACUCUUGCACUCUACUCCCUGUUCUACAUGUAUUUUCUUUUCAUCACAGAGAUUGUACCACAUGGGGAUGUCACCCAGCUGCAGUUGUUUACUGCCACUUCUGGAGUGGUACUCACUCUCAUUUCUCUUAUUCACACCAAGAGAGGCCCUGGGUUUGUGACAGCUUCCCUGCAUGAAGCACACAAACACAGACAGGAAGCUAACAAUGACUCAGAACACCUAGAUGGACUACUCCAACCCGCAGCCUCCUCAAGUGAAGCAGAAGAGCUGCAGAUAACAAAAGAAGUGCCGACAGAAAAAUGGGGCAGGUGUUCUGUGUGUAAAAUAAUGCGACCUCCGCGGGCUGGACACUGUCGAACCUGUGGAUCCUGUGUCCAGCGUCUGGACCACCACUGUAUCUGGAUAAACAGCUGUGUUGGACAAGCAAACCAUCGCAGCUUCCUGCUGACCCUCUGCGUGUUCCUGUUGACCUCUCUGUAUGGCAUCAGUUUGGUGCUGUGCAGCAUCUGUCCCCGACAGUAUCUCAUGACGUCCCUCCUCUACUGCCCAGGUGUCUACAGCCAGCCAAGCACAGCGCUCUGCUUCACCUGUGUAUGGUACAGCAGCAUCGUCACAGCUGGAUUGCUUUAUUUAUUAGUAGCACAGGUUCUGAACAUCAGCUUCAAUGUGACGGAGCGAGAGGCUCUGCUGGCUCUGAGGAACAAAACAGGCCAGAGCCGCCUGUGGGGACUCGUCAUCGACACGGGGGAGUAUUCACGUGGCUUAUACCAGAACUGGGUUGAGUUUCUCACCAUGGCAGAGGCCUCGGUUUCUCCUCGCACCAGCCUUACUGACUUGGUCUAGUUUUGUUUUGCACCCAGUAGCAGCAUCAUGAUAACAGACUUUAAAUACAGCAUGUUUGAGCUCUCAUGUCAUGUUUUUAAAGAUAGAGCAGCUUGCAACUUUCAAAGCUCAUUUCAUUCCAGCCUCAAAAUGAUUGUUUACGAGACAACACAAUUAUACUUGGACAUUGUUGUACAAUUAUCCAUAUGUGGAAAUACCCUGCUGACAUUAAGGUGCAAGUUGUUGUCAUGUUACUGUGCAUAUGCUGUCUAUACCUGCAGGAAGCCAGCAUAAUUGAUGCCUGCUGACUGAAUCUGAAACAUCUUUGACUGCAUGUCAGUUAAAGAGAUUCAUACAGAAAUCUAAUAAAAACCUUCAUUAAAAACCCUGUCUACUGCCGGAUAUUCAUGUCACUGUGCUGACAUAUAAAAUUCUGGAGUUAAUGGACAAAUAAGUGCUGGAAUUCUGGUAUCAUAAAGCCUGAGAUAAAGAGAAUGACAUAGAAAGACAAGUCUGUGCACACUUUCACCGCGUCAUUGGUUUUGGAAAUAUUUGUAAAUUAACUUAUUUAGUUGUGUAUAUAUGUUUUGUAUAUAUGUUGUAAGAU